Messenger RNA from Pichia kudriavzevii, 1362 nucleotides. RefSeq lists its product as uncharacterized. Bases 1 to 1362 code for a protein of 453 amino acids. The record is from RefSeq and is a predicted model, not a curated record. The transcript has a single exon. NCBI's taxonomy places the organism in Eukaryota, Fungi, Ascomycota, Pichiomycetes, Pichiales, Pichiaceae.
AUGCUAUCUUCCAUAAUGCAGUAUGUCACUAUGAAAAAAAGAAACCUGGAGGCAACAACGGAAUCGGAGGAUUCACAUGAAAGGUUGCUAGGAGAUAAAUCUAAUGCCACCGGGUUCAUACCAAUGUUACCAAUGCAUAAUGAUACUAUACUUUUUCUAAAGGGCCAGGCAGAAAUGAUACUCCAUAAAUCAUUACCUCAACUGGUUGACUCGCAUGAGAAGUACAUAAAGUCAGGAAAUAACCUUUUGGAUGUAACUAGAAAAGAAAUAAUAAGGAUGUUAGGAGAGUUAAGUAGAACUUAUGAUGCCUUAGGAGAAAUCUACCAAUCGGAAAAAAAGUCCAAGUUGGAAAAGUACGACAUGUUUCUUGUUUGGAUAAAGAGAAAACAUGAUAUUAAUCAAGAUAUAAAUGAGAUAAUUGAUAGUUCACCUGAAGGAGAAACCUAUAGUUCCUUACUCAAAGAGUCGAAAGAGCUCUCUUAUGAAAUCGAUCGUAUGGAAAGGGAGUUACUGCAUUUAAGAAAGAAGAGGAAGUUAGUGAACCAGCAGUUGCUGGAGACAAAAUCUCUCCUUGAUAUUAAAUUAAACAAACACUAUAAUGAACUUGAAACACUGGAACAGAAGGAAGUGUUGGAAAUAUCUUUUCUUUAUAAAGAAAAGCUGCUGGUAUCGAAGGACAUGUCCGAUGUAGAGGUCUUUAAAAAAUUGAAAACACAAAUAACUUCUCUGGAUACCUUGAUUUCAAAAACAGCAGACACACAAUUAAUGUUCGACCAAGCAGAAGCAUAUUUUACUGAUAUUUUUGAAGUUAUAAAAAAGAUGGAGAAUUCAAUUCAAACUUUUAUUAACGAAUCUAAGUUGGAUAAUAUUGGUCAUGUACUAUCAACAAAUCGUGACUACUUGAUUGAGAGAUAUGCUGCUAUUGUAAAGAUAGAAAUGCCAGGGAUAGCGAUAAUCAUGAAGAAUGAAAUCAAGGCAAUUGAAAAGGCAAUGUCUAUUCUUAACAUUAAUUUUGUAGCAUAUAACUUUGACAGCUCUUCCAAGGAUUUUGCCCUUUCACAAUUGAAGUUAUCAGAAGAUAGUACAGAACAUUACCCGUCCAUUCCGGCUAGUAAUACUCCACCUUCUGAUUCCAACAAAAGGUUCAAUAGCACGUCAAAGAGUAAAACUCUGGCAGGUUCGCCCCCACCCGUUAUAACUGCCGCUACUACAACAACUACAACAACUACUGCCACUACAACUGCAGCUUCAAAACCUAGUAAGUCCAACCUGAACAUAAUGGGGUUCAAAUCGGCAAAAGUCAACAAAUAUAAUCAAUUAUUAAACGAAAUCAAAAGUUCCAAAGGUGAAAAAACUGACUGA